This is a messenger RNA of Dermacentor silvarum, 645 nucleotides long. RefSeq lists its product as uncharacterized. The record is from RefSeq and is a predicted model, not a curated record. NCBI's taxonomy places the organism in Eukaryota, Metazoa, Arthropoda, Arachnida, Ixodida, Ixodidae. The coding region runs from base 22 to 633 and encodes 203 amino acids. The transcript is spliced from 2 exons.
CACGCAACGGACAUUGUACGCAUGCGCGUCCUGUUGCGUUACGGGGGCAUCUACCUCGACGCCGACGUGUUCGUGGUGCAGUCUCUCCGGCGGUUCCUUCGCUACGAGGCAACCGUGGCUUGCGCAGAAGGUGGCGUCUUCGGCAACAUGAUAAUGAUCGCGCACAAGAACUCCCGCGUCAUGCGUCUGUUCAUGGACACCUACCGCGAGUUCAAUGCAUCACUGUGGGACUACAAUUCUGCCGAUGUGCCCACCACACAACUGGUUGUCAAGCGGGCUCACCUGUUCCACCGCAUGUACCACGGCCUGGAGACGUACAUGCUCCCCGGUGUCUACUUACCCCACUUUAUCCCCGACUGGCGCAACGCCUACGCCAUGCACACCUUAGUGAACUACCGCAAUGAUGUGAAAGGCGACCCGCUGAUCGGUCAAGAGCUGAACGAGACGAACAUCAGGAACUACGAUACCGCCCUGGGACAGAUGGCUCGCUCAGUUCUUUUCGGCACGUCUGAUUUUGUCGCUCCGGAUGCUCGCCUGCUGAAUGUUACUGAACUCGCUGCCAUGAAGGACCGCGGCGAAGACCUUACUCGAAUGGACACUGGAAGUUCGAGACCGUUCUAUUACUCAAAGUAGUUGCCGGGAAUG